CUCCCGCCGCCAAACUCACCACCAUCUUCUGCAUGUGCAACAUUUGCAGCCGGACAGAAACCGCUCCCCGGCGAUGGAGACUGCGGGAAAGAUCCAUCGCGGCGGGAUGGAUUGCUGAAACGGCAGCGGCAGCCGGGAGAGAGACAGAGAGGGAGAGAAUAGCAAACACACACUAAAACAAACCAAACAAAACCAGAAAAAAAAUAGGGGGGAAAAAAAGGAAGGAGAAAACCUCUCUUUUCCUUCCCCUUCCCUCUUUAUUUUAUUUUAUUUAUUUUUUUUAAUUCUUGAUUUUGUUCGUAGCCAACUCGUCCUCAAUGCCUCUCUAAGCAGCAGCGAGCGAGCGGGAGAAGGCGAGACAGAGAGGCAGAAAAGAAGAUGAGGAUAAUUUGCAGACAGCUUGUCUUGUUGUUUUCUGGCUUUUGGGGACUAGCAAUGGGAGCUUUUCCUAGCAGUGUGCAAAUAGGUGGUCUCUUCAUCAGGAACACAGAUCAGGAAUAUACUGCUUUUCGGUUAGCAAUUUUUCUUCAUAACACCAGCCCCAAUGCAUCCGAAGCACCUUUUAAUUUGGUUCCUCACGUAGACAACAUUGAAACAGCUAACAGCUUCGCUGUAACAAAUGCCUUUUGCUCCCAGUAUUCUAGAGGAGUUUUUGCCAUUUUUGGACUAUAUGAUAAGAGAUCAGUACAUACCUUGACCUCAUUCUGCAGCGCCUUGCACAUCUCCCUCAUCACACCAAGUUUCCCCACAGAGGGUGAGAGUCAAUUUGUGCUGCAGCUGCGGCCAUCUCUGCGGGGAGCCCUCCUGAGCUUGUUGGAUCAUUAUGAAUGGAACCGCUUUGUCUUCCUGUAUGACACAGAUAGAGGUUAUUCAAUACUUCAAGCUAUUAUGGAAAAAGCAGGACAAAAUAGCUGGCAAGUCAGUGCCAUCUGUGUGGAGAAUUUUAACGAUGCCAGCUACAGGCGGCUUUUAGAAGACCUGGACCGAAGGCAAGAAAAGAAAUUUGUAAUAGACUGUGAAAUAGAGAGACUUCAGAAUCUCUUAGAACAGAUUGUGAGCGUAGGAAAGCAUGUUAAAGGAUACCAUUAUAUUGUUGCCAACCUGGGAUUCAAAGAUAUAUCUCUGGAGAGAUUUAUGCAUGGAGGAGCCAAUGUGACUGGAUUUCAACUAGUAGAUUUCAGUACUCCAAUGGUAGCUAAGCUGAUGCAGCGCUGGAAGAAGCUGGACCAGAGAGAAUACCCAGGAUCUGAGACCCCGCCGAAGUAUACAUCUGCAUUAACAUACGAUGGAGUACUUGUGAUGGCUGAAACUUUCCGUAAUCUCAGAAGACAGAAAAUUGAUAUUUCAAGGAGAGGAAAUGCUGGUGAUUGUCUCGCUAACCCUGCGGCUCCAUGGGGUCAAGGCAUUGAUAUGGAGAGGACAUUAAAACAGGUUCGAAUACAAGGAUUGACAGGAAAUGUUCAGUUUGACCAUUAUGGUCGCAGAGUCAACUACACCAUGGAUGUCUUUGAGCUGAAGAACACAGGCCCUCGAAAGGUUGGUUAUUGGAACGAUAUGGAUAAAUUAGUUUUGAUUCAGCAUGAACCUACACUUGGAAAUGACACUGCAGCUAUGGAAAAUAGAACAGUAGUUGUCACUACAAUUUUGCCUCUGAUGAAGAAUCCUAUUUUAAGAAAUUGAUCAAGGAAGAAAAGAGUCCCAAGAUGCUGCGAACAUUCCUAUCUAAGGCUCGAGUAUUAACCACCAGUCUAGUAGCAUUGAGCUAAUUUUUCCAUAUGGAUUACUGUUCCUCUGACUGGAUGACCAGGCACUGAACCACCAAGAAAAGUUCUGAGACAAAUCUGAAAUAUCUAGAACAGAUGACGUAAACCUUCAACUUUGCCAAGCUGAGAAGAGAACGAUGUGAAUAACAUGCUUUCAGUCGAAAUUUUCCUCUUAUACCAAUCCUGAUUUCUUUGACUGAAGCUGCCAUACAUGAAUACUGUAAUUUCUAUAAAUAGCUCCAAGUUUAGGAGAAGCAAGUAAAAAAAUAUAAUGAAAAAUAAUAUAGGAGGUUCCUGUUUGACAGAAAGGGGGGGAAAAAAAGAGAAAACGAGAAAGCUUUUAAAAUGUGUUACCUUGCCUGUCCUGUUUGCAUUGAAGCAUUUUGAUGUGCAUAAUAAAUGUUAUCUUCAAAAGAACUUUUCCAGUUCCUGUAUUGAAAGGACUGGUGAGAUCAUUUUCGAAACCAAAAAGCUGAAUUAAUAUUCCAAAGCAUGCCCUGUGUUUAUGCAGCAUGUCAUUUUGGGAUAAAUGCAGUUACUUGAAAGCAGCUCUGCUUCUUGACCAAAAGUGUCCCCUUUCAGUGUUUCAAAACCACAGUGCAAGAGAAAUAUAUCAGAAUUUGGUUUGAAUAAGAAUAUAUGGUGAAUUAUGCCUUAUCAUGCCCAUCUCCUACUGGGAGCUGCCAACAUGAUGCUGACGGCAGAUAAGAAUGAUGGUCAGAAUGAUGAUUCUUACCAUUGGCCUGUCAGGGCAAUGUAUUUAGCAUCCAUAAGCAUAUGAUCACACACACAAAGAAAAGAUAUAUUUAAUCAGAAUAACUUUCAGAAUGCUGUUACUUUGCUCUUCUCUGUAUUAUAGUCAUGCUGCAAAUGCCAAGCAGAGACUUUUUUUCACCUCUUCAUUGCCAUCUUCACGUUGAAGAGAAGUUGAACCGUUGUAAUGACACAUACAAUUUUGGUUGUGUGCUUAUUUUCUGACAGUAAACUGAAGAGCUUCUGCAGCCAAUGCUGUCAGGCUUUUCAGUCUUCAAAGGCAGGUGUUGCAGCACAAGAAAAGUUUACCAGUUUCAGCAUAGGUUGUUUUUAUUUUUGCCUGAAGCCAAAUAGCACAAGUUGAUUUGCCCACUGUUUCCUCUGGUUUUAUGUGCCUAUGCUUACUUUGCUGUAGCGUGGCUGUGUGGCUAUUGCAUAGAAGGUGCAUUACGACAUUGUGAUAAUGAGCUCUGCACUCAGUGUGAUGUUUGCUGCCUGGCAAAGUGUUUAGUUCAUUUGUAACACAGCAAGAGCACAUAGAAUUCAUUUUAUAGGUUUGGUUUAGUGCAUAGGCGCUCAACCUAUCUCUGAUUAGUCAUAGGGUAAAGGAACAACCCAGAGAAAGGUUCGGGGGCAGCUGAUGAGUUUAACUCUACCAGCAGCUGUGCAAUCCUGCUUUUUAUGGUUACUGUGAGAGACCUGUGUCUAGAACCCAGCCUUCUGCACAUCUGACCCUCUAGAAGGGACAGAUUUUUCACCUGUGCAGAGAAGCAGUCCCUUGGUGGGUGAAGCUGGGGCCUCCAUGUGCACAGCAGACUCAUUGUAUGACUGGAGAAGGGACAUCAUGUGCAGAUCUCCUCUAACAUGAGAGAUUUAUCCAGCUGGGAAGAAUGAUCAUCUCUAAGCUAUCAAGUUGAGAAAUAUGGUGAUAAGUUGUUGAGGUAGAGUAUAGGGGAGUAGGCUGGAAAGACCUCUCCAGACUCUCUAAUCAAUUUCAUGACAGAGCCAACUCUCUACCUACUUUGAGACUGCAAAAGUAAAAAAAUCCCAAAAAUCUUUUAGAAUCAAAGCUCUGUCCAAGAGCUGCAUCUACAUUGUGACUUCCAGCUCAAUAUUUUAAUGAGGUAGUCAGUGUUGGCAGAUGAAGCUUUAAGGGCAGGAUUCAGUUCAAGACUGAGUCACCUAAAUGUAAAUUACUUUAUAAAGGUAUUGAUUCAGUUGCCCACUUACAAGCACUCAGUGACAUUUAAGUUCCUUAGGGUUUACUGCCAUUUCCUACACUGGCAGGAUGACACUUGUCCAUCUCAUGCCAUAUAUGACCACUCCAUCUAGAUGUCUCAGAUAGUGUAUAUUGUUUCAGGCAUAUGGGAUAAAUUGUGCCCCAAUCUGAGUUUUUGUCACAGUUGACAAAGGUUCAGAAAUUGAGUGAAUAGCCUAUAGGUGGAUGCCUGUCACUGAGGAUAUCAUACAUAUCCAUAAAGGAGCAGCACAAAGGACCUGCAGAACAGUACUUGCCUACCUUAGGGAGACUCAGAUGUCAGGUAACCUUCAUGAGGUAACUAAGAGCCACUCUCUUUUUUUUGCCUCUUAAUGGAGUCUUACCUCAAAAAUUCUGACUAUAGCCUUCUUCCUCAUAAUAGAAAAAUAUUUUUUCAUUAUAUAAAUUUUAUUAAAUAAAUCCUUGAAUAGACUGGAGGAAAAAAAAAACAAAGUUUGUUGCAUGACAAUGAGAAAAACUUCAGUCCGAAUCCUGGAGACUUUAUUAAAAAAGACAGAAAAAAAAUACCAAAACAAAAUGCAAGACCCAAAAACCAUUACAUUGGCAUCUACAGAAGUUUCUUUCAGUAUAAAGUGUGAUAAUAUGUGCCACUCCUCUUGUAAAAAUGAGACAUUUUCUUGCACAAAUACCUGUCACUUUUACCAAUUAUAUUUAGAAUCUUUAAGGAUUUUGAAAUGAACUUUAGAAUAGGAAAGCCAAACAUAGAUGUGUUUGCUACUUGAGUUAGUUACUUUCUCCAGCCUCCCUUAUAGUAUGAAUCAUCAGCUGUGAACAUUUUACUGUACAGAUGAAUUUGUGGCAAUGUGGUGGAAUGAUCUGUUUACAUCUACAAAGGUAACUGUUGCAGACAUCAACUUGUAUUUACAAAUGUUAAGAAUUGUUAUAAAAUUGUGAAUUAUAUAAGUAAAGCUUGCACCGUUUCAAACA
This is a messenger RNA of Pogoniulus pusillus (Red-fronted tinkerbird), 4722 nucleotides long. It is a transcript of the gene GRIA4, whose product is annotated as glutamate ionotropic receptor AMPA type subunit 4. Gene Ontology annotation, cellular component: AMPA glutamate receptor complex; dendritic spine; postsynaptic density membrane. The coding region runs from base 379 to 1680 and encodes 433 amino acids. The transcript is spliced from 10 exons. The record is from RefSeq and is a predicted model, not a curated record. NCBI's taxonomy places the organism in Eukaryota, Metazoa, Chordata, Aves, Piciformes, Lybiidae. Gene Ontology annotation, molecular function: transmitter-gated monoatomic ion channel activity involved in regulation of postsynaptic membrane potential; AMPA glutamate receptor activity. Gene Ontology annotation, biological process: synaptic transmission, glutamatergic; modulation of chemical synaptic transmission; monoatomic ion transport.